Molecule: messenger RNA, 1209 nt
Organism: Phaeoacremonium minimum UCRPA7
Lineage: Eukaryota; Fungi; Ascomycota; Sordariomycetes; Togniniales; Togniniaceae
Product: putative u3 small nucleolar rna-associated protein 6 protein
Exons: 2
Coding region: 1-1209 (402 amino acids)
Biological process (GO): maturation of SSU-rRNA from tricistronic rRNA transcript (SSU-rRNA, 5.8S rRNA, LSU-rRNA)
Cellular component (GO): Pwp2p-containing subcomplex of 90S preribosome; small-subunit processome
Molecular function (GO): snoRNA binding; protein binding
Source: RefSeq, a predicted model, not a curated record
AUGGCCAACGUCGCAGAGAAGGCCCGCUUCUACCUCGAACGCUCCGUCCCUCAGCUACGAGAGUUUGAGGAGAAGGAAAUCUUCUCCAAGGAUGAGAUCCGAACACUAGUCCAGAAGCGCUCCGAAUUCGAACACAUCGUCCUCGGGCCCGGCUCCAAGCCCGCCGACUUCCAGGCCUACAUCGCCUGGGAACUGUCCCUCGAAGCCCUGCGCGCCAAGCGCUGCCGCCGUCUGAAGAUCAAGCACGCGACCUCGCACGCCGGCCAGGCCAAGGUCUUCAACAUCUACGAGCGCGCCGUGUUCCGCCACCCGGGCUCCGUCACCCUGUGGCGGCAGUACCUCGACUACGCGGCCGACGUCAAGGCCACGCGGCGAUGGCGCAAGAUCGUGACGCGGGCGCUGCGGCUGCACCCCAUGGAUGCGGGCCUGUGGGCGAUGGCGGCGCGCAGGGCGGCGCGGAACGGGGACAUGGAUAAUGCGCGGAGCCUGUUCAUGCGGGGGUGCCGGUUCUGCAACACGGAGCCGGUGCUGUGGAUCGAGUAUGCUCGGUCGGAGAUGGAGUGGCUGGGCCGGAUGGAGGGCAAGAAGGGCACAAAGGCUCUUGCGGCGGCGCGGUCGGCGGAGACGGAGGAGGAAGAUGAUAUCAUUCGGCUGAAUGACGACUCUGAGGACGAGGACGAUGACGAUGGCGAUGAUGUGCUAAUACCAGACCUGGCAGCCGCAGACGGCAAGAAGGCCAAGAAGGUCUUCAACGAAGAAGCGGUCAAGAAACUCGAGAAGAGCCCCGCGCUGGAUGGGGCGAUACCAAGGGCCAUCUUUGAGGUCUCCAAGAAGCAGCCAUUCUUUGGUCCAGAAGCGGCAGAGGCCUUCUUCAACUUGUUCUCACUAUUCACAGAUGUCGGUGCACAGGCCAAGCUCAUCCAGUUCGUUCUGGACAGUAUGGCGGAGAUGUAUCCGAACCAUGCCGCUACAUGCAGCUGCCUCGUGAGACAUCCGCUUGUUGGUGUUGAUGUCAGCACGGCCGCCUUCCCGAAGGCACUGCGCGAGUCUUUGGCUAGAAUCAAAGUUCAGACUGAAGCGACAGAGGACAGGGAGCUGUUCACGGCGAAGACUGUUGGCUGGAUUGAUCCCAUACUCGCUAAAGAGGAUCUUGACUCAGCCCUCAGGACUGUGCUGGAGCACACCAAACGAAAGCUGGAGAGCCCUUGA